Cucurbita pepo subsp. pepo (vegetable marrow) is the source of this 744-nucleotide messenger RNA. RefSeq lists its product as uncharacterized. Lineage: Eukaryota; Viridiplantae; Streptophyta; Magnoliopsida; Cucurbitales; Cucurbitaceae. The record is from RefSeq and is a predicted model, not a curated record.
AUAAUAUCAGAAUUUCAACUGAAGAUCGAUGGGAGCUGUGCUGUUAUUCAGUUCAUAUUAGCCUCUCUAAAUCGAUCCGUCUCAAACCUCUAUCGCAAGGAGAAGGCAAAGAAAGAAGCCACAAAUGGAUUUGGCGGAGCUGUGGUCAAUUUUCGGCCCUGGCGUCGCCGGAGCUGUGUUUGGUGCCGGAUGGUGGUUCUGGGUUGACGCCGUUGUCUGCAGUUCUGUUGCCGUUUCCUUCGUCCACUACCUCCCAGGUAUUUUUGCUUCUUUUGCGGCUUUGAUGUUCAAUUGCGUUCGCAGAGAAGACAUUGAUUAUUCUCCAUAUGAGGAGGGCGAAUGGAGAUUGAAGCUUUGGCUCUUCUUCGCUUAUGUGGUAUCAUUCGUUUCAUUAGCAGCAUCAGUGGGACUCUUGAUACAAGAUUCAGUAGUAAAAACAGGGCCAUCAGUGUGGACAGGAGUCGCAGGAGUAUUGCAGUGUGUGUUUGUGUUGGUUAGUGGGUUGAUUUACUGGACUUCUCACUCGGAGUAAGACGUCAGAGGCUAAAGAAUUACCAACUUCAUAUAGCUCCAGUGGACUGCAGACUACAGUGUGAGUCAUUUGUGUGUAUCAUUUGACUUUUCCAACUAUGGAACCAAAGGGCUUUUCUACUUGUAAAUGUCAUGUUAAUUUCAAGCUGAAACCAUGUCUAUAUGUCUUUAUGCAUUCAAUAUAAGUGAGUCAGAUAUUCAAUCUUUCAGCCA